AUACGAGACCGCGGCGGUCAAGUUAACCACCCCACUGGGCGCGCAGCCGUGGAGACCACCUCCAUCCAAUGGCGGAGGCAGAAGCGGACGCGGGCGGCUCUCCCUCCCCUCGUGACCUAACCAGUAUACACGAGGAAUAGCCGAUACGAACCAUGGACGCCGACUCGCGGCCGACCCAAGGGUCGGACCCCGCCGCCGCCGCCGCCGCCGCUGACCCGCCCUCCACCGGAGCAGGCGAUUGGCGCGCCCAUCUCCAGCCUGAGGCGCGCAGCAGGAUCGUCGAGAGGAUGAUGGAGACUCUGAAGACGCAUCUGCCAGUAUCUGAGCCAGAGGGACUGAACGAACUUCAAAAAAUCGCCGUGCGAUUUGAACAGAAUAUCUAUACUGAAGCAACCAAUCAGUCUGAUUAUUUCUGGAAGAUUUCUCUGAAAAUGCUCCCUAUGGAGUCGAAGACACAACAGGCUCCUGGAAAUGCUCAUGUGAUUCCAAAUCAAAACAACUCCGACAAGAUUAAGGGCCAGUUCUUUCGGUGGCUUAUACUCCCCAGCUUUUCCCAUUAGCCGGCUUAUGGGAGAAGCUUGGGAUGAGGCGGCUUAUUUUGUAAGCUGCAAAAGAACAGUGCCUAAAUGUAACUUAGUUUUAUGUUGGGGUUAGUUUGCAAUGCUGCGACCAUUAAGUUACAGUAACAUUGGACCAUCUUUAACUCUUUGUAGAAUUAUGUUCUUUCUCUCCUUGCUACUACUCAAAUGUGAUCUGCCUCUGAGCUUUCCACAAGAUGUAUUUUGUUCACAAGAUACUUUCUUGAAAAACAUAUGCUACCUUUUCUAAAACAGCUCCUCUACUUCCUCCACAAGGCAGUAAUCAAGCACAGACAUCAGCAAUUUCCUUCCGAAUAUUCAAUUGACCGAUUAAUUUCUUAUAACGUACUCUAUUUUUCUUUGCCAAAUAAGCCAGCAUAUGUCGACGUUUUCCCGAAAGUCUCGCAGACCUCUUUCUGAUGAUUUUUUUUGUGUAAUUCUAAAUGUGAAGCAAGUCUCCGUAUCUUAUUGGCGAAACUGAAUACUUGAAAUUCAACAGAACCCCUGUUUUCUUCCUUAACCAUAAAUCCCCCCAAAAAUUACCUCCUUUCUUUUGCUCAUGUAUUAUUCUGAUUAGGAAAAAUAAAAAAUUAUGUCAGUUAUUUUGAAGUAACUCUAAUCUCAUACACACACAAAUUUGCAAUGUCUCAGCAACAGCCUGGCAGCCAAAUACGUCUACAUCUGUACAAGCUUCUUCACUCACUAACAUCGGACAGAACUUGGCCGGUGU
Aegilops tauschii subsp. strangulata is the source of this 1308-nucleotide messenger RNA. RefSeq names its product mediator of RNA polymerase II transcription subunit 15a-like. The record is from RefSeq and is a predicted model, not a curated record. Gene Ontology annotation, biological process: regulation of DNA-templated transcription. NCBI's taxonomy places the organism in Eukaryota, Viridiplantae, Streptophyta, Magnoliopsida, Poales, Poaceae. Gene Ontology annotation, molecular function: transcription coactivator activity; chromatin DNA binding.